Diorhabda carinulata is the source of this 1692-nucleotide messenger RNA. RefSeq lists its product as uncharacterized. Gene Ontology annotation, molecular function: DNA binding. The record is from RefSeq and is a predicted model, not a curated record. Bases 1 to 1692 code for a protein of 563 amino acids. NCBI's taxonomy places the organism in Eukaryota, Metazoa, Arthropoda, Insecta, Coleoptera, Chrysomelidae. Gene Ontology annotation, cellular component: nucleus. The transcript is spliced from 4 exons.
AUGCCAACAAAAUAUAUUAGAAAAGGGACAGUGCAAAGGGGAAAAUGGACUGAAGCCGACCUACUCCGGGCUGCAGAAGCAGUUAAAAACGGUGUGAUGGGCUUGAGAGAAGCAUGCCGCACUUUCAACAACAUUCCUCCUCCAACACUUAGAAGGCGACUUAAAAAAAAUGACUUUAUUAAAAGAACUCUUGGACCGCCUUGUAUCCUUGGCAUCCAGAAUGAAUUAAAAAUUAGGUUUCAUAUACAAAAGUUACAAAAACACGGAUUUGCGCCAACUCGUGAAAAUGUCAGAGCAAUGGCGUUUCACCUGGCAGAUCAGCUUAAAAUUAAACACCCUUUUAAUAGAGACAACUUGAGUGUUAGAAAAGCUGAGGGUGUAUCACUAGCUCGAUGCAACGGUAUGAAUAAAGAAAAGGUCUCGGCGUACUUUAAUCUGUUAGAAACAACAUUAAUGGAGGCCGGUUUAGUAAACAAGCCUGGUCAUAUAUUUAAUAUGGAUGAGACGGGUCUCCAACUUAAUAAUAAGCCAGGUUAUGUUAUUGCUCAGAAAGGCUCAAAAAACGUUGCCGCAAUAACAUCAUCAGAAAAGGGAGAAACAAUUACAGUAAUCUCAUGUUGUAAUGCAGAAGGUUUUUACAUACCACCAGCUUGCAUUUUUAAGGGCAAAAAUCAAAAAACCGAGUUUGAGGAUGGUAUGCCUACGGGUUCUGUGGUUUACAUGAACGAAAAAUCCGCUUAUAUUAAUACGGAUUUGAUGUUUACCUGGUUAAAAGAACAUUUUGUUCCACGUAAACCAGACGGAAAAAUUCUACUUUUACUGGAUGGUCAUGCCAGUCAUUGUAAUUCGGUAGAAAUGCUGGAAUAUGCCGAUGAACAUAAUGUUAUUCUGUUUUGUCUACCUGGUCAUACUACUCAGUUCCUUCAACCCUUGGACAGGUGUUUCUUUAAAAGCCUGAAAGCCUUUUGGAAUAAAGCUUGCAAUACAUUUGUAAAAGCAAAUCCUGGUAGGAAAAUUUCUCGUCUGCAAUUUGGUCAAUUGUUGUCGGAGGCGUGGUCAAAAGCAGCAACUGUUGAUAACGCUGUGUCGGCUUUUAAAUCUACAGGAAUCUGCCCAUUUAAUCCUGGUGCUAUACCAGAGUAUGCCUACUUGGAUUCUGAAGAUGAAAAAUUAGAUCCCAAUACUUCUGCAGUUUACGCUACUGAAUCUAAUAAUACCACUCAAACAAAAGACGAUAAAAUGCCCUCUACUUCAGCCUUAGAGUCAGAACCUAAACCGGAGCUGAUAAAUACCGAUAAAAACACUCCCGAAACACUUCUUAACAAAUUCUUUCCGGUGCCCAGCUCUUCAUCAGCUAGCAUUCAGAAAAAGAAAGAAGAAGAUCAGAGAAAAACAUCAAAGAGGAAGGCUCUGCAUGAAAAAAAGAAUAAAAGAAAAAAUCAAAAAAUUGAAGAUGAAUCAACAGACGAUGAUACUGAUGCAUUAGAUGGGUUAGUGACUCAGUCUGAUGAUAGUCCGGACGAAGAUGAUGCAACAGAAUGCCUUGGAUGUGGUGAAAAAUAUAAUGUGACCACGAAAGCCGAUGAUUGGAUUCAAUGUCUACACUGCCAGAGAUGGUUUCACGAAAGUUGUUCGAAAUAUUUGAACCUAUGUGACCUUUGUGGUGAAAACUUAUCAAAGAAAAGGAAGUAG